Mustela lutreola (European mink) is the source of this 1525-nucleotide messenger RNA. It is a transcript of the gene LCMT1, whose product is annotated as leucine carboxyl methyltransferase 1. Gene Ontology annotation, molecular function: protein C-terminal leucine carboxyl O-methyltransferase activity. Bases 258 to 1328 code for a protein of 356 amino acids. Gene Ontology annotation, biological process: C-terminal protein methylation. Gene Ontology annotation, cellular component: cytosol. The transcript is spliced from 12 exons. The record is from RefSeq and is a predicted model, not a curated record. NCBI's taxonomy places the organism in Eukaryota, Metazoa, Chordata, Mammalia, Carnivora, Mustelidae.
CCGAGGAGGUUUAAAAAAAAAAAAAAAAAAAAAAAAAAACCCGGGCCAAUAAGCUUCUGGAUCGACGCGCCAAUGAGCAAGAAGGUUUCUGGAAUCUGGAAUCUGACGUGAGAGACGUCAUUGAGCCGCGCCAGCUGAGAGCGGUGGAACCCAGCCCAUUUCUCCCGUCUUUUCGGCGUUUGCCUGGUUCCCUCGGCGUCUGGGGACCUCCGCUUCCAUGUCCCCGGUGGGCACGGCAUCGCGGAACCUCCACGCCCAUGGCCACUAGCUUGAGGACGCCCGCUUUCCCCUCAUGUUCUUCCGCCUCGACAGGCACAGACGACGAGGGAGUGCGCGGCACUUGUGAAGAUGCUUCUAUGUGCAAGAGGUUUGCAGUAAGCCUUGGCUACUGGCAUGAUCCAUACAUUCAGCACUUUGUAAGACUGUCUAAGGAGAGGAAGGCCCCCGAAAUUAACAGAGGAUAUUUUGCUCGAGUCCAUGGUGUCAGUCAGCUGAUAAAGGCAUUUCUGCGGAAGACAGAAUGUCAUUGUCAAAUUAUAAAUCUUGGGGCUGGGAUGGAUACCACCUUCUGGAGACUAAAGGAUGAAGAUCUUCUCCCAAGAAAAUAUUUUGAGGUUGACUUUCCGGUCAUAGUCACGAGAAAGCUACACAGCAUCAAAGUCAAGCCUUUCUUAUUACAACCCAUCAUAGAAUUACAUUCAGAGGACCCGCUUCAAAUCGAUGGACACCUGUUGGAUUCAAAGAGAUAUGCUGUUAUUGGAGCAGAUCUCCGAGAUUUACCUGAACUGGAAGAGAAACUAAAGAAAUGUAACAUGAAUCCACAAUUGCCAACACUCCUGAUUGCCGAAUGUGUGCUGGUUUAUAUGACUCCGGAGCAGUCGGCCAACCUUCUCAAGUGGGCAGCCAGCAGUUUUGACCCCGCCAUGUUCAUAAACUAUGAACAGAUCCUGGGAAUCUGUCUUUGCUUGCAGGAUACUAUGCCUGGGGAAAAUGAAUUCUGCUUGACACACAUUGUGAACAUGGAUGACCGGUUUGGACAGAUCAUGAUCGAGAACCUACGGAGGCGACAAUGUGACCUGGCAGGAGUGCAGACCUGCAAGUCGUUAGAGUCACAGAAAGAACGGCUCCUGUCGAAUGGGUGGGAAACGGCGUCAGCAGUCGACAUGAUGGAACUGUACAGCAGAUUGCCUCAAGCUGAAGUGAGCAGAAUAGAGUCACUUGAAUUCCUGGAUGAAAUGGAGCUUCUCGAACAGCUCAUGCAGCAUUACUGCCUUUGUUGGGCAACCAAAGGAGGACAUGAACUCGGUUUGAAGGAAAUCACUUACUGAUCUGUUGGAGGCCCAUGCUGAGCUGGCAGCUGAAGUCACUGACCUUCCCAGAGUCGCUGGGCUGCAUUUCCCGGGUGGUGGCCAGACCUGGCCCGUCAGCCUCAUCCCACACCCUGAGAAGCCUCAGCUCCUCGGGCUGCCACACCCCUUUCUGUGCCCGUUGACUUAUGGUUGAAAUAAAUCUCAUUUGUUGCCAA